AUGAGAGUUUUACUAUUUUCUUGCGUCGCGCUUGCGGCGCUGACAUAUGUCAGUUGUCGGGCGACAAGGGAGCGACGCGAUGCCGACCUAGAGGUUGCGGCCAGUCAUCAUGGGGGCAAGUGGGACAAAGGAGGUGGACACGAAGACCACGCUCAUCAUCAUCACGAUCAUGGAGAAAAGGGCCAUAAAGGAUAUAAAGGGCAUCAUCAUCAUGAGCACGGGAAGAAGGGACAUCAUCAUCAUGAAGGGCACAAAGGACACCACGAUGAGCACGGUGGACAUAAAAAACAUCAUCAUCACGACGAUGGAUACCAUCAUGAGCACCACCAUGGUGAAAAGGGUGACAAAGGUCAUGGUCAUCACGAGGAAGGGCACUAUCACAAGGGUCAUUCCACAAAAGGACACCAUGGUGUCCACAAACAUGAUGAGUUCAAGAAAGAAAAGCAUUUCCAUGAUCACCAUCAUGAUGGUGGUCAUCAUGAGCAUCACGGUGGACAUCACGAGGAGCAUGGUCACAAGAAGGGCGGUGGUUUCCAUAAAGGACAUAAGCGCGAUGGUCACCAUCAUCAUGAACAUGGCAAGAAGGGUCAUCACGAGAAGGGUGGACAUCAUCACGAUCAUAAGGGCCAUCAUGACGAAGGUGGCCACCACGAGCAUCACCACCAUCACCAUGAUCAUGGGGACAAGGGAGGCCAUGAACACCACAAGCACUGGGGCCACAAGAAGGGACAUUAA
This is a messenger RNA of Bombyx mandarina (wild silkworm), 735 nucleotides long. RefSeq lists its product as uncharacterized. NCBI's taxonomy places the organism in Eukaryota, Metazoa, Arthropoda, Insecta, Lepidoptera, Bombycidae. The record is from RefSeq and is a predicted model, not a curated record.